This is a messenger RNA of Closterium sp. Naga37s-1, 858 nucleotides long. NCBI's taxonomy places the organism in Eukaryota, Viridiplantae, Streptophyta, Zygnematophyceae, Desmidiales, Closteriaceae. The record is from the annotation of a GenBank genome assembly.
AUGCUGGUGCUGCUACUGCCAGGAAUACCAGGACCUGUGGAUUUCUCUGCCGCAUUUGUCAUCAUGGGGAAGGAAGAGGGUAUAGGGAUUGGGGACGAGGAAGGGCAUGAAGGCGUACAGGAGAGGGGGGAGGAAGAGGGGGAGGACGAGGAGGGGGAGGAGGAAGAUGGAAAGAAGGAAGAGGGAGAGGAAGAAGAGGGGGAGGAAGAAGAAGAGGGGGAGGAAGAAGAUGGAGAGGAGGAGGAAGGGGAGAGGGAAGAGGAGGGGGAGGAAGAAGUGGGGGAGGAGGAGGAGAUGGAGGAAGCAGAAGAAGGGGAAGAGAGGGAAGAGGGUGAAGUUGCUGCUGCUGCGGCUGCUGCUGCGGCUGCUGCUGCUGCUGCUGCUGCUGCUGCUGCUGCUGCUGCUGCUGCUGCUGCUGCUGCUGCUGCUGCUGCUGCUGCUGCUGCUGCUGCUGCUGCUGCUGCUGCUGCUGCUGCUGCUGCUGCUGCUGCUGCUGCUGCUGCUGCUGCUGCUGCUGCUGCUGCUGCUGCUGCUGCUGCUGCUGCUGCUGCUGCUGCUGCUGCUGCUGCUGCUGCUGCUGCUGCUGCUGCUGCUGCUGCUGCUGCUGCUGCUGCUGCUGGUGCUGGUGCUGGUGCUGGUGUUGCUGCUGCUGGUGGUGCAUCUUGUUCUGCUGCAGCGGUACAAAAACGAAACCACCCCUCCGCCAGCUCCCCCACGCCCAUGCUUUCGCAAGCGCUGCACCCCCGCUGCACAAACUUGCCUCUGCCUGAAUCCACAGACUCUCCCCCAACAGGCAAAAGCGAGGAUGAGAGACCGGAGAAGCUUCUUGAAGCGAGUCGUGGUGGAGUUGGAGAGUGA